AAAGAAAAGUAGAAGGGCUUCGUCAACAAAGUGGAAUUUGUUUUCUGAAAAACUAAAACCCCUCAAGAAAAAUAGUGAAAUUCGCAGCCAUGGGGAGCUCUGAAGAAGCAAAGCUUCAACUGCUUCUUGAAUGGUUAAAGUUGAAUGGAGUGGAAUUGCGCGGUUGUAACAUCAAAUACAGCGAUUCGAACAAAGGGUUUGGCGUAUUUUCAUCUGAUGGCGCUACUGAUGGAGUUUUACUGGUGGUUCCUCUUAAUUUGGCUAUAACUCCAAUGAGGGUAUUACAAGAUCCAAUACUUGGACCUGUAUGUUCAGCAUUGUAUGAGGAAGGAGAAGUGGAUGACAGAUUCUUGAUACUUUUGUUUCUUACUUUUGAAUCUAUAAGGAAGAAUUCUUCAUGGAAACCGUACCUUGAUAUACUUCCAACUAGUUUCGGGAACCCACUUUGGUUCUCUGAAGAUGAGCUUUUGGAGCUAAAAGGAACUACUUUGUUUAAAGCAACCGAAUUGCAGAAGAAGAGUUUGCAGUCCUUGUAUGAUGAUAAAGUGAAAAAGUUGAUGAAGAAGCUUUUGAUUCUUGAUGGUGACUUAGAAAGUGAAGUUUCUUUCCGUGACUUCCUUUGGGCGAAUUCAAUAUUUUGGACACGUGCUUUAAGUAUACCACUUCCUCGUUCUUAUGUAUUUCCCCAAAUUCAAGAAGAGCAACAGAAUCAUGAUUCCAAUUCAGAGUUGGCUAAUGGUGAUAAUGGCAAAAAACAUGAAGUCGAAAAUGGGGUGGAUUCUUCUUCUAUACAAGAAGAAACUGUUUGGGUCGAGGGUCUUGUCCCUGGCAUUGACUUUUGCAACCAUGAUUUAAAGGCUGCUGCAACAUGGGAAGUUGAUGGAACAGGAUCAGCAACCGGUGUUCCAUUGUCCAUGUAUCUUCUUUCCGUCGAAGAAGCUCGUCUUCAAAGUGGGAAAGAGAUAUCAAUUAGCUAUGGUAACAAAGGAAAUGAGGAACUUCUAUACUUAUAUGGAUUUGUCAUGGAUAAUAAUCCAGAUGACUAUAUCAUGCUUCACUAUCCAGCUGAAGCUAUCAAGGAUGUACCGUUUUCUGAAACCAAAAUACAACUUCUAGAAGCACAAAAAGCUGAAAUGAGGUGUCUUUUAUCAAAAACUUUACUUGAUCAUGGGUUCUUCUCGAACAAAAAAGAAACAAAUGGUAAAUGUAAAGAAAAUGAAGUUCCCAAUUUUAGUUGGAGUGGUCAAAGAAAGACUCCAUCUUACUUGAACAAGCUUGUUUUUCCCGAAGAGUUCUUAACUUGCUUAAGGACUAUAGCCAUGGGGGAAGAUGAGAUAUAUAAGGUUACAUCGUUGCUUCAAGAGCUUGUUGGUUCAGAUGGGGAGAGGCAACCAUCAGAUGUAGAAGUUCGUGCAGCAACAUGGGAAGCUUGUGGGGAUUCGGGCGCCCUACAAUUGCUUUUUGAUCUUUUAAAUACAAGGAUGAUGGAUCUAGAAGAGGGCUCUAGAACAGAAGAUUCUGAUACUCAAAUACUUGAGAAGGUCUACUGCUACAAUAAUACACACAAAGAAGGAAAAAGCAAUGGGGCACCAAAGAAGCAAGAAAUCAGUCAAAACAAAUGGUCAAGCAUAGUAUACAGGCGAGGUCAAAAGCAACUCACUCAACAGUUUUUAAAAGAAGCAGAACACGCGUUACAAUUAGCUUUAAGCCAAGGCAAUUAAAAUAAAACCUGCCUUUGACUGGAUUAGUGGCAACUCUAUCUUCUAACAAAAGAUUUAUCAUCACCUGCUACUUUGAUUAUGAUUUUUUGGCUGGGGGUUGAUUCCAAUGCAUUAUGCUGAUUUUUCCUUGUGGCAAUGCUUCCUUGACUUGUACUAGGUGCAUUAAGUGUAGUACAUGUUACAUUUGGCUGGUGAGGUUAUAUGUACAUGACCCAUCUUGUUUUGUCAUUCUUUUUGGCUUGCAGCUUGUUCGUUGACUCAUGUAUUUUGCAUUACUGAACAUCCUUUUGUGGAAUUUCUCUUUCAAAUUA
Molecule: messenger RNA, 2032 nt
Organism: Lactuca sativa (garden lettuce)
Lineage: Eukaryota; Viridiplantae; Streptophyta; Magnoliopsida; Asterales; Asteraceae
Product: SET domain-containing protein
Biological process (GO): peptidyl-lysine monomethylation
Molecular function (GO): protein-lysine N-methyltransferase activity
Source: RefSeq, a predicted model, not a curated record